Molecule: messenger RNA, 246 nt
Organism: Strongylus vulgaris
Lineage: Eukaryota; Metazoa; Nematoda; Chromadorea; Rhabditida; Strongylidae
Source: the annotation of a GenBank genome assembly
AUGAACCUUAAUGUACUCUCUAUACAUGCUGCUUAUCUGCUUCUAGACGGCGACGCUGUUGGAGAGACUAAUGACAGAUUCAAUCGCUCAGGUGGCUAUCCCGACAAAAGUCACGAUGGAUCUCGUGACUAUCGGGGCCGAAGUGGACGUGGUGGUUUUCGUGGCAGAGGUGAUAGAGGUGGAUUUGGACGUGGACGUGGACGUGGACGCGGGCGAGGUGGAGGACGACAUGAUGGUGAUUUUUGA